AUGAAAGAGCAUCUGCAUAAAGUAAAGAAUCAUGUGACAUUUGCACAUUAUCUUGGUAAAGGUAUUCAAAAUGAGCUAAUUCAACUCAUUGCAUCAGCUACUCAAAAGAAAACAAUAGAAGUUGUCCAGGCUGCAAAAUAUUUCUCCAUUAUUUUAGAUUGCACACCUAUUGUAAGCCAUGUAGAGCAGAUGACAAUGAUCAUUCACUUUGUUGACCUAGGUAAAAACAAUGAAGAAAUGGCAGGUAACAUACACACAGAAAAAUCUGAAAUGACUGUUAGGGAACACUUUUUGGGAUUUAUUCUGCUAAAGGAAGCUACUGGUGCUUUCAUUACUGACACCAUUCUGGAGAAACUUCAUGAAGUGUCUUUGUCAGUUGAAAAUUUGUGUGGCCAAGGAUUUGAUAAUGGAAGCAACAUGAAAGAUAAAGAUAAUGGAGUACAGAGAAGAUUACUGAAUAUUAAUCUGAGGGCAUAUUUUGUUCCCUGCAAUACUCGUAAUGAUCAAUGA
This is a messenger RNA of Octopus bimaculoides (California two-spot octopus), 510 nucleotides long. Its product is annotated as zinc finger MYM-type protein 1. NCBI's taxonomy places the organism in Eukaryota, Metazoa, Mollusca, Cephalopoda, Octopoda, Octopodidae. The record is from RefSeq and is a predicted model, not a curated record.